Messenger RNA from Erythranthe guttata (spotted monkey flower), 646 nucleotides. RefSeq names its product 2S seed storage protein 1. Lineage: Eukaryota; Viridiplantae; Streptophyta; Magnoliopsida; Lamiales; Phrymaceae. Gene Ontology annotation, molecular function: nutrient reservoir activity. The record is from RefSeq and is a predicted model, not a curated record.
AAUUCAAAUUCAGUAUAAUAUUUAAUUAUCAAUGGCAAAGCUCGCAAUCUCCGCCGCCCUCUUCGCCGCCCUGGUCCUGGUGGCCAGCGCCACCACCUACACCACCACAGUGGUGACAACCACCGUGGAGUCCGAGGAGAACCCCCGGGGACAGUCGUGCCAGACUGAAAUCCAGCAGAAGCCGAUGAGCCACUGCAUGCAGUGGAUGGAGUCUCAGAUGAGGGGCAGAAGAUCAUACGGCGGCGGCGAGUCCUUCAUCAGGAGCGCGGUGGCGAACCCAAGGUACCAGGAGGAGGAGCACCUGGAAGAAUGCUGCAGCGAGAUGAAGAAGGUGAGCUCACCGUGCAUGUGCGAGGCAAUGAGCCACAUGAUGAGGCAGAUGCAGCAACAGUACGGAGCUGAGGAGGAGAUGCAGCAAGAUGAUGAAGGAUAGAUGAAUCUCUUCCCAAGAUGUGCGGCAUGAGCUCCACCACCCAGUGCCGCUUCCGCGCCGUCUUCGUCUGAACAACUCGUCGUCGUCGUCGUCGAUCACUGGAUGCAUGGAUCGAAUAAUAAUAAUAAUAAGAAUAAUGUAGCACAUAUCAUCGUAUGUGUUAAUUUCUCUAUCUGAGUUUAAUUAAUGCUAUCUGUUAAUGUUUUUCUGCGA